Molecule: messenger RNA, 1158 nt
Organism: Cladophialophora psammophila CBS 110553
Lineage: Eukaryota; Fungi; Ascomycota; Eurotiomycetes; Chaetothyriales; Herpotrichiellaceae
Exons: 2
Coding region: 1-1158 (385 amino acids)
Source: RefSeq, a predicted model, not a curated record
AUGCCCAGUGGAACUCAUGAACAACCGGCUCCGGAGAAGGCCGAUCAAGAAAUGACCGAGACAGAGCCAGAAAAGCCUGGAGAUACACAAACGGAGAAAGUCAAUGGUGAGGCGCCCGAGGCGAAAGAGGACAAGAUACCCAACAAGGUGGAAAGUACCGAAAAAGAAAGGGAAAAGGACGCAGAAGCCAAAGGCGCCGAAACUGAACCCGCCGAGUCCCAGAAGGAUGAGACCAAACCCGCUGAACCUGAAGCCCCAGAGUCCAAGAAGGAGGACGUCAAACCCGCCGAGACCAAUGGCAAUGCGGUUGAGCCUGGUUCGCGUGAAGACGACGUCCCAUCCACUAUCCUCGAAAAGGGCGUCAUCUACUUUUUCUUCCGCUCUCGGGUCAACGUGGACCACCCCGAGGACGUCAACGAUGUUGCGCGCUCCUACAUGGUCAUGCGACCAAUUCCCCUUGAUGCGAAACUCGGGGAUGGCCCAAUUGGCGAUGAAGGAAAUUGUCGUCUUCUAGCUCUGCCCAAGAAAGUGCUUCCAAAAAGUGGCAAGGACAAAUUCGUCACCUUCGUCGAGAAGUGCAAAACCAGCUUUGCCAACCUCAAAGAAUCCUUCAUGACUGGCUCAGAAUACGAGACAAAGACUGCUGGCACAAAACAUACACCACCUGUCACUCCACUUGCGGAGGGAGUCUAUGCAAUCACUUCUACAGGACGCGAAUCGCAUCUAGCCUACAUCAUCAACAUCCCUGCUGAGAUUGGUGAGCUGCAGAAGGAUUUCGGCCUCAAACAGCGCGGAAGUUUCGUGACCAGUGUCAAGAACCCUGAGCAACCGCCUCUUGGCAAUCAGAACGUGCCCCCGGGACCUGAGUACCCGCAAGACAUCAUUGAUGAAUUCCGAGGUCUCCGUUGGAAGCCAUUAGAGCCCAAAUUCUUGGAUUAUGACCAUGCGCAGUUUUUGAUGAUCGGAGAGGAUUACGACAAAGCCACUGAGCAGCGGCCCAAGGAUGAGCGCGAAAACAAAGCUGCUCCUGAGGAGGAAAUGGACAAGUUGGAGGGCGAAGAUGAGAUUCGGAUCAAGCACUUGAAAGGUGAUGAUGCUGUCUUUACGGAUCUCGGAAUCUCGUCGCAGGAAUUUCCCAAAGUGUCAACCACCUGGUAG